Molecule: messenger RNA, 5442 nt
Organism: Mixia osmundae IAM 14324
Lineage: Eukaryota; Fungi; Basidiomycota; Mixiomycetes; Mixiales; Mixiaceae
Exons: 13
Coding region: 1-5442 (1813 amino acids)
Biological process (GO): 'de novo' AMP biosynthetic process
Cellular component (GO): cytosol
Molecular function (GO): N6-(1,2-dicarboxyethyl)AMP AMP-lyase (fumarate-forming) activity; (S)-2-(5-amino-1-(5-phospho-D-ribosyl)imidazole-4-carboxamido) succinate lyase (fumarate-forming) activity; RNA binding
Source: RefSeq, a predicted model, not a curated record
AUGGCAGAGGCAACACCUAAAGGGGCGGCAAAGCGACCAGAGAUGAUUGCCCAGGGCUCAAGCAAGAGACUGGCAACACCCAAGCCGCCAGCAGACAUGUACGCCUAUCAGACACCUUUAUCGAGCCGCUAUGCGAGCGCAGAGAUGUCUGGCCUCUUUUCCUCUGCCACACGGUUCGGCACCUGGCGUAAACUAUGGCUCAAUCUCGCCAUCGCUGAAAAGGAACUCGGCUUGCCUAUUCCAGACGAGGCUAUAGACCAGAUGCGCAAGCACCUCACGCUCGACCCGAAGCAAAUGCAGCAGGCAAACGACGAAGAGAAGAAGCGCAGACACGACGUCAUGGCUCAUGUGCACGUCUUCGGUCUCGUCGCUCCUGCUGCUGCUCCCAUCAUCCACCUUGGCGCGACAUCAUGCUACGUCACAGACAAUGCUGAUCUCAUCUUCCUCAAAGAAGGUCUAGCGCUUCUUAUCGACAAGCUUGCUGUCGUCAUUGACCGCUUCGCGACUUGGGCAAAGAAGCAUCGCGAUUUGCCAUGUCUCGGUUGGACUCAUUUCCAGCCAGCUCAACUGACCACCGUCGGCAAACGCGCCACACUGUGGAUACAGGCGCGCUACUGCGAGCUCUUGUGGGACCUGCGAAACAUCAAGAGAGCGCACAGCGAUCUCGGGUUCAGAGGCGUCAAGGGCACAACAGGCACACAAGCGUCCUUCCUCGCCUUAUUUGACGGCGACCAUGCCAAAGUGGAGAAGCUCGACCACCUGGUCACCAAGCUUUCCGGAUUCGAUCAUGCCUAUCCCGUAACUGGCCAGACCUACUCUCGCAAGAUUGACAUCGAUGUCUUGCAACCGCUUGCUUCCUUCGGUGCGACUGCACACAAGAUUGCGACAGAUAUCAGAUUGCUGGCCAACCUCAAAGAAGUAGAAGAACCUUUCGAGAAGGAUCAGAUUGGCUCGAGCGCGAUGGCUUACAAGCGCAAUCCGAUGCGAUGCGAGCGUGUCUGCUCACUUGCUCGCCACUUGAUGGUGCUUCAGCAGAAUGCGCUCAUGACGAGCAGCGUCCAAUGGUUCGAGCGCACUCUUGAUGACUCAGCAAACCGACGUGUGACGAUUCCGGAAGCUUUCCUGACGACAGACAUCAUCUUGACGACGCUACAGAAUGUCUCUGAAGGCAUGGUCGUCUACCCGGCCAUCAUCAAGCGACAUAUCGCUCAGGAAUUACCCUUCAUGGCGACAGAGAACAUCAUCAUGGCUAUUGUCAAGAAGGGCGGCGACAGGCAGCUCGUCCACGAGAAGAUCAGAGUCCUCUCGCAUCAGGCCGGCAAAGUCGUCAAGGAAGAAGGAGGGGAGAAUGACCUCAUCCAGCGCGUCAGGGACGAUGACUUCUUCAAGGCGAUCCAUGGCGACCUCGAGGGACUGCUAGAUCCGAAGAGCUUCUACGGCCGCGCACCGCAACAAGUCGACUCCUUCCUAGCGGACCACGUCGAGCCUGCCCUGAAGCCGUACAGAGAAUCUGGAGCACUCAGUCAGGCAGGCUCGGCCGAGCUUAAUCUGGGAGUGCGCCGUCAGCUUGCUGGAGCAGUAGCAGCCGGGGAAGCCCUGCCCUGGUCGCCACUGCCAUAUACCAACAACGGUCUCUCUGUGCAUACCCGCCGGUCUUCGUCAAAGAGUCAUGUCACUCUGACGACCACGAACACAAAGACCGGCAUCGAGACUCGAGACGACAGCAGGCAAUCGCCGUGCGAUCUGGAGUCAUCUAGCCGUACACUCGCAGCUGCCAAGUCGGUCGAGGACAUACCCGUUCAUCCAUUCGAUACCCACAUACUCCCGGACGUCGACCUGCGCAUCGAAUCGCUCCUCGAGACAGGAUCGUCAUCUCAAGGUGCUUUACCCGACCUGAUCAACCCAUCCGAGGGACUGUCUUGCACCUUCAGACGGUUCGAGUUCUCACAGAGAGUACGAGCACCCUCAGGUCCGCUGACUCAAUCGCACCGAACUGACUCUCUGACAAUGGAGCUAUACACUUUAUCGUUCUGCAUGCCACGCGUGUCUUCGUCGCGUGGCUCGUCUAGCGAAUCAAUUGGCCAGCAGGAGUCUCGGCCUGCUCAUGCUCUGCCUAAAAGCAGCCUGUCGGCUACUCGUCCAGCCUUGGCGUCAAAUCCGGGAUCAUAUGCCUCUGCUGCUGCCACAACUUCGUCUGAUCCAGUGCAGGCGCUCCCUCAGCCUCGGCACAGCGACGAAGCCAUCAGGCCGCGCAGAACAUCCUUGCUCUCCAACGUUAGCACGCCAGAGACGCUCCUCGAAUCUUCGGCGAAAGUAGCCGCUUCGGACGUACUAGCCGGCCCAUCACGUCGAGAAGUAAGCUUCGGUCAUGGACAGGCUCAAUCGGUCAGCGUGUCUUAUACCCAAGCUGACCCUGAUCGACAACGAGCGACUCGCUACCAUCACGGUCAUUCGGCCAGUCUGGGCGCAGCAGUUACCCCGCCUAGGCAUCGGAGCAGCAGUAACUUGACCGAUAUAAGCUUUCCGGGAUCAGGAACAGGUUCGCGCGAUCAGUCGGCAAGGCAAUCGCCCGUCUCGACCUUCUUGCCUCCUUUGCCAGCCGCCGAAUCGCGAUCUGCCGCUGGCGCGAUUGGUGCGAGCAGCGCUCGCGAUCCUGCUCCGGGGUCUGCUAGCCCUGCCUCGCGACACAUACGCAGCCUGACUGCCAGCGGUCUAACUACCCGAUCGCCCGACCUGCUGCCACUCGAGGAUGUGCUGCGGUCGCGAGAGCCAUCGCGCAAUCAGUCUAUAAGUGGCCCAAUAGGCUUUGUGCCGCAGCGUGCAAGCGAGGAACAGAUAUCUGCUGUCGGUUCCGGUCAGCUGUCAAACACCCAGCCCGUGAAUAUUGCUCUGAGCGCUUCUGCUCGUCCUGCCCGGGACAGGGUCAGCGUAUCAUCUUUCGGCACUGCGCGCAGUUUGCAUACUUCGAACAACUCUGUCGUGUCUGUUCUAUCGACUUCUGCCUCAUCGGUCAACUCGUCAGGAGCGGAUCAGGGCGACUCUGCGAGUUCGGCGCUUCUUUUGGGCGAUCAGACCGACCAUCUUAUCAGUCUUGAGUCGCAAAGAGCAAUGACGCAGCUCACUGCCGAGCUUAUGUCUCAGAGCAACUGUCUUGUCAACAGUCAACUCGUUACAGCCUCAGAUGCUGCGCCCGAACGCUUCAAUCUCUACCUCAGCGGCAGUUUUCCAGGCGUGAUGGCGUCACGCAUGGCGCUGCUGCUCAAGUCGCCUUUGCCCAACAAAUCGGUCGUUUAUGUCCCCCGAUCGGACGUGCUCGACGCCGACGAGCAAGUCAAAACCGAGAUGCGCCGCAAAUUGGAUGAGAUCGCAUCGCUUACAAAGGCUCACCUUGCGAUCGUCGGCCAGGCUUCGCAGAUAAUUGAUUAUGGUCUCGAGCUCAAACGCACAGUGGCCAUAGUCAUCACGGGACCUUAUGAGAGCGUCGAGCAAGCUCGCGUUCGGCUGCUCGUCCUCCUUGACGAGCUCACAGGCUUGCAUUCGGAAGUAUGUGAGAUCGACUACAAGCUUCACAACAUCAUUGCCGGUCGUCAGCGUGCCGUAUUGCAGAGCAUACAGGAAGAGACCAUGACCAAUAUCUACUUUCCAACGUCCCUGUCUGGCCUCAUUGAUGCGAAGAACCCGAGCCUGCAAUCUCGCCAGAACCUUGUCUUCAUCACUGGCGACUUUUUUGGCGUCCAACGAGCCCGCGAAGUUCUCUUUCAAAUCUCGCUCAACCAGAGCAAGUGCAUCAUUUCGCGUGACACCGCGGUUCUGCCUAGAAAGCUUGACUGGCUUCUGACGCAGAGAAGCGGCGAGCUAAAAUCGAUCAUGACGGAUAACGCUACCUUCGUCGCUUUUCCGCCUAUCGGAUCUCAGAUCAGUCAUGUGUCUAUUUUCGGUGACGUCCGAGCCAACAUCGAGCGCACGAUCAGGUCGCUGAUGUUGCUGGCAAGUGAGUACUAUGUCGCGAGCGUAUGGCUGCUUCCCCUACAAUUCGACGCCCGAGGGACAUCAGGCAGUCUCAGCGCUAGCGACAUUCCGCAAAUACUCAGGCACCUUGCCAUCGAAUCUGGUGCCGAAGUCAUAUUCAAAGGCAACAGCUUCGAGAUACACGGUCUAGAGUCAGAAGUCAAGCUCGCGGUCACUGAGCUCAUCCGCCAUGAAGUCGUCAAGUCAUUUCAUGCAGAAGUCCGCUUCCAAAUCGAGCUCGCCAAUGAGCAUCGAGACUUCCUGUCAGGCAAGAAGAACGGCAAGCUGACUAAGAUCAUGAAGCAAGCAUUGGUCAAGAUACGAUUCGAAAGCUUCAACGAUUACAACUUCUUGAUCGACCUAUCCGGCAAUCAGUCCAAUAUCUUAGAGGGUCUUGCGCUUUUGCAGGAAGAGCUCCCCUCUGAGCUAUCUUUCCACGUCCCGGAAACAUACCAUAAGCGCAUCAUUGGCGUCGGCGGCAAGAACAUCCAGCGCAUUAUGAAGCGACUCGGCGUGUAUGUAAAAUUUGCCAAUUCCGAAGAGCAUGCUGUGAUGGGCGGCUAUCGACACAAUGCGGACAAUGUCGUCGCUCGCACUCCAGCAAAGAAUGCUGCUAGUCUUGCAGAGCUCAAGGCGAGCGUGCUCGAGCUUGUCAACGCACGCGACAAAGACUUCGUCACCGUCUCUGUUGACGUUCCCCGGCGCUAUCAGCGAAGUCUAACCGGUGAGAAGAGCAUCUUUGUUCAUGACAUCGAGAAGAAAACCAAUUGUCUUCUUCGCUACCCUGCCAGAGAAACAGGCAGCGACAACGUCGAAAUCUAUGGACCUGCAAGCGAGAUCCCCUCGGCUAUCGCGGCACUGAAGCAACACAUUCCAUCUGAAGCCGAGUAUCGCCUGCCUCACAGCUCAGACAUGGCACAGCUAGCAGUCUCGCCCGACUUCUUUGCUUUCGGCGAGUCGCUCAAGCAAGACUUUGCGAUUAGUCUUCUGCCGUGGAUCGAUCGCACCCGAGGCAUCGAGGAGACUGUGAUUCAAAUGUGUCUCAACCAGAGCCAUUGCGACCACCUACCAGCAGCUAGGAACCGUCUCGAGAAUUACCUACUCAAUCGCAAUAUACCACUUUACCCUGCCUCUGUGCGUCCCGGAAGCAGCACUACCGCUCGCAGAGAUAGUAGCGCGGCAAAUGCGCCACUAGCCGAGACUUUGCUUGCCUUGUCGACACCACAAAAUGUAACGGAUUCAAGCGCGAGUCCAUGGGGCGAUCCCCGCUCUCACGGGAGGUCUUCAUUUGAUCCUGACUACGCGCAUGCCAUCCGUCAGCACACAUCUCGAGCUGGCAGUCUAGAAGGACACCGCGUAACGCGCCCUGAUGGCUCGACGACACCCACGCCUGCCACAAUGCACAAUUUGUUCGGCCAGCUUCAGUUGCAAUAG